CACAUCAUCAGUUAGAAAAGGUUGAUAAAACUCAUAGUAUACAUGCAGUGUGAACGUUCGACAUUUGUCACUUGUUUAAUUUACCUCACUAAUUCUUAUAAUAGAUGAUCUAUAUAGUUUGACUUAAAAUUAUUAACAUCAACAAUGCAAGAAGUUAAACAAAAAGUAUCAUUUAAAAUCACUUUGACAUCAGAUCCAAAAUUACCUUUCAAAAUUUUAAGAGUACCCGAAGAAGCACCAUUUACGGCAGUCGUAAAAUAUGCAGCGGAAGAAUUUAAAGUACCCGCUGAAACAUCUGCAAUUAUUACCGAUGACGGUAUUGGUAUAAAUCCACAGCAAACCGCUGGAAAUGUUUUCCUCAAGCAUGGAACAGAUCUUAGACUUAUUCCAAGAGAUAGAGUAGGAACAAUUAUUACCUUUUAAUAAUUUUAUUAUUGUAUGUAUAAUUUUUUUUAAUUACAAAAAAUUUAACCAUAAUAACAUUUUUUAUUAAAUACUUAUAUUCAAAGUACAUUGUACAUAAUAAAAACAAAAUUUGUUUAGGAAAUACAAAGUUGUUAUGAAAUUCUUAAAAGAUGUCCUGAUGUUGUAUUGAUCCUAAAAAUAAAAGAAAUUAUAAAACAGAA
This is a messenger RNA of Daktulosphaira vitifoliae (grape phylloxera), 626 nucleotides long. It is a transcript of the gene Ufm1, whose product is annotated as ubiquitin-fold modifier 1. Gene Ontology annotation, cellular component: cytoplasm; nucleus. The transcript has a single exon. The coding region runs from base 145 to 423 and encodes 92 amino acids. NCBI's taxonomy places the organism in Eukaryota, Metazoa, Arthropoda, Insecta, Hemiptera, Phylloxeridae. The record is from RefSeq and is a predicted model, not a curated record. Gene Ontology annotation, biological process: protein K69-linked ufmylation.